AUGUCUUUAACCCUAUAUGCUUUACUGUAUGAGAAAAAUACAGAUGUAAUUGACGAUCUGUUGAACGGUGAUGUUUGCAGUGAUGGGGUGAAAUGUACACCCUUGAUAGCAGCGGCACGACAUGGUCGCGAGAGUGCCGUCAGAAUAUUAUUAGAAAAGUUCAGACCACCAGUCAGACUUGAAACCGAAGGCACAGUUAAAUUUGACGAAUACGUUAUUGAAGGAGCGACAGCAUUAUGGUGUGCAGCAGGAGCCGGUCACCUCGGUAUAGUGAAACGUCUAGUCCGUGGCGGCGCCAACGUCAACCAUGCGACGAGAACGUUAAGCACACCACUCAGAGCCGCCUGUUUCGAUGGGCGGCUGGACAUUGUAAAGUACCUCGUCCGACACGGAGCCGACAUACAUAAGGCCAACAAAUAUAAUAACACAUGUUUGAUGAUAGCAGCUUAUAAAGGACAUUUGGAUGUGGUUCAGUUCCUCUUAGACAGUGGCGCUCGAGUCGACGAGCGCGCACUAUGUGGCGCCACAGCGUUGCACUUUGCAGCCGAAUGUGGCCACGCCGCCGUCGUAUGCGCACUCAUCGACCACAACGCCAAGAUUCUCACAAACGAGAAUGGUAUGACCCCGCUGCAAUGCGCGGCGGAGCGUGCGCGGGCGUCCGUGGUGGAGAUAUUGGCUGCACGGCCCGAAGUCUCCCGAGCACAAGCCAUAGAGGCCUACGAGCUGCUAGGGGCUUCCUUUGCGAAUGACAAGGAGUACUACUGUCUCAGAAUGGCAUAUCAGUACCUGCACAGAGCGAUGGCGAUGCGAUACGACACAAGAUAUGGAUUACUGCUCAAAAAACCCGCCGAACCCAUACCUGCGUAUGAUAAUUGGAAAGAAAGUACAACCAUAGAGGAGGUGGAAGCUCUAGUGGGCAACUCGCACGCUCUCCACAUGGAAGGUCUGGCGGUGCGCGAGCGCGUGCUGGGCAAGCGCUGCCCCGACCUGCCGCACCCCAUCGUGUUCCGCGGCGCCGUGUUCGCGGACGAGGCGCGCUUCGACAAGUGCCUUGCGCUCUGGAGACAUGCGCUUGCGCUUCGACAACACAACGAGGUGUCGGUAGUCAAAGAUCUGCUGCGAUUCGCACAAGUAUUUUCUCAAAUGAUCCACAUUGGAAUAGAACUACCACUUGUUCAGGUUUGUUUUGUAUUGGAAGCGUGUGCAGAGGAAUUACAUCGUGGCACUAAGCGGUUGGAGAAGCCACAAGCUAACCACGACCCAGAGUCUCUAGUAGAGGAGUACGAGAGCAACGUGAGAACAGCUCUCUACCUUGUGGCUGUGGCUGCCAGACUGCUAGAGAACGAUGGGAAUAGUGAGGACACCCAAAGGUCCGUUCGUCGUGCGAUCUUCGGCCUGCGCAAAGUGCGUCUGCACAAUGGACAAACUCUUUUGCAUUUAGCGGCGGACAGGCGGACACCAGUCGACGACUUCCACACCAGCGACGUGUGCCAGUUCCCGUGCAUGCGCACGACGCGUCUGCUGCUGGAGUGCGGCGUGGCGGUGGACGCCAUCGACGAGCUGCGCCGAACUGCACUGCACCAGGCGCUCAUCUCCUAUCAGCUGAUACCAGACGAACGCGAGCAGUGGAGCGAGGCGCUGCGGGGCGUCGUGUGUGAGCUGCUGGCUCGUGGCGCUCACGUCGACGCCGUGGACGCUAAUGGGAUCACACCGCUUCUCGCUUCAACUGGUGGUCCGGCGGAGCUGAUAGUGCGGUCGGCGCUGCGGCCGCGCCUGUCGUGCCUGGCGGCGGGCGCGCUGGCGCGGGCGGGCGCGCGCUACCGGCCCGCGCACGUGCCGCGCGACCUGCACGCCUUCCUCGCCAUGCACGGCGUGCGCGCCCACCGCGAGCCGCCGCCCCGACCCGACACCUACGCGAUAUACUCCGCAGAACUUUCUAAUCUCUACUGA
Molecule: messenger RNA, 1950 nt
Organism: Arctia plantaginis
Lineage: Eukaryota; Metazoa; Arthropoda; Insecta; Lepidoptera; Erebidae
Source: the annotation of a GenBank genome assembly